AUGUGGUUCUCGAUGGUCGAAAGAAGUUUUGACGCGGCCGGAGUGACAGUUGAAACCACAAAGUUCGGAUAUGUACUCGGUACGUUGAGUGCCCGAUACGCCGCGGAAGUGCGCGAUAUAAUUAUGAAUCCGCCAGCAAACGAACCAUAUAAGGAGUUAAAGACAGAGUUUAUUCGUCGUCUCAGUGCCUCGCAGGAGCAAAAGACCCGUCGAUUGCUGGAGCAGGAAGAGAUUGGGGACAGAAAGCCGUCCCAGUUUUUGCGACACCUGCGUAUGCUGGCAGGUACCUUCAUGUCGGACGGUGUAUUGCGCACCCUGUGGAUGGGUCGGUUACCGGCCAAUAUGCAGGUGAUUUUAGCCACUCAGAGGGAUACGGUCUUAGACAAAGUGGCAGAGCUGGCGGAUGCCAUAGCGGAGACAAUGACGCCGCGUGUGCAGGUAGCAGAAGCCACAGCCGUAAUCCAUUCGCCCCGACCAGCGCCCACCGUCGAUCAGAAUUUGGAAUCGUUGCUUAAUGUAAAGAUGGCACAAUUAGCGCUGUCUUUGAGGCAGGAAAUUUCCGCGGUGCGCGAUUCCCUGUAUAAUGAGAGGUCGUCUUUCCGACGCGGUAGAUGGUUGCAACGUCGUCGGUCUAAUUCGCGAUAUCGUGGACGGUCUGCAUCGCGCUCGCGGGAUCGCGGAGAACAACCGGACUAUCAAGGGAAAUGCUGGUAUCAUUGGCGAUAUGGGUCGAAUGCACACAGGUGUGUAUCGCCCUGCAAUUGGACUCCGGCUCAGGGAAACGAGCAAGGGAGUCGUUGA
Messenger RNA from Megachile rotundata (alfalfa leafcutting bee), 801 nucleotides. RefSeq lists its product as uncharacterized. NCBI's taxonomy places the organism in Eukaryota, Metazoa, Arthropoda, Insecta, Hymenoptera, Megachilidae. The record is from RefSeq and is a predicted model, not a curated record.